GUGGAACCAAGAUCGUAUGCACUCCUCCUCAACCUCCACCGUAACCGUACCGUAGCUUAACCCCGCAGUCCCUCUCCUCGCUCUUUAACGAAUUGCUAGGAACUAUCUCCCCCGAUAUCCACACCCAUUUAUACCGAGGGUCUUAGCCCGGCAGCUUAAGAGAGAAUCUCAUGCCCCCUUUGGCAAUCUACUCGUGCAUAUCUUAAUUAAUUAUCUCUAUUAAUACCAACACCAAGUAAAGUAAUCCCGUCCAAACAUAACCAUGCCGCCGAUCCCCAAGAAUAUCAUCGUCACCGGCGCCGGCGGUUUCAUCGGCCCUCUGCUCGCGGCCCGUCUGCUCAACGACCCGGGGUACCGCGUGUUCCUGACAGACCUAGUCGAGCCGGUUAUUCCCCCGGGGGUCAAAUACCCGCAGAACGCGACGGCGCUCCAAGGCGACAUCUGCGACCCGGCGUUCGUGGCGUCCCUGCUGGAUGCCGCCGCCCCGCUCUCCGCCAUAUUCGUCUUCCACGGCAUCAUGUCGGCCGGGUCGGAAGCUGACUGGGACCUCUCGGUGCGCGUUAAUGUAAACAGCGUAAGGGACUUGUUACUAGCGCUGCGGACGAAGUACCCCGGGGUUCGCGUGAUUUACUCCAGCUCCCAGGCCGUGUACGGGCAGCCGCUGCCGGACGGGCCUAUCUCGGAUAGUGUCACGCCGACGCCUGAGGGCACGUAUGGCGCGCACAAGUUGAUGACGGAAGUGUUCAUCAACGACAUGCAUCGGCGGGGCUUUAUCGACGCCUUCAGCCUACGGUUUCCGACGGUCUCGGUGCGGCCGGGCCGGCCUACUAACGCCGCAUCGUCGUUCCUAUCGGGCAUGAUCCGGGAGCCGAUGAAGGGCGAGGAGAGCGUCAUUCCGCUGAAAGACCGAUCGUUCAAAUCGUUUCUCACUUCCCCGGGAAUCCUGCAGGAAAAUCUUAUUAGAGUGUUGAACAUGGACAGCUCGAAGCUACCGAAGCACAUCCGCCAUAUUAAUAUCCCCGGCAUCUCGGUCUCGAUACAGGAACUGAUGGAUGCGCUUGCCAAGUACGGAGGGGAGGAUAAGUUGAAGUAUCUCAGAGAGGAGACUAAUCCGGACCUCGAAAGGAUAUUGCGAAGCUGGGCACCGGAGCUUGACACAACUACGCCGCUGAAGCUUGGGUUGGCUAGGGACGAGAGCGCAGAAACACUUGUCAAGCAGUAUAUCGAUUCUCUAAAGUCGUAAUACUCGUCUGUAAUUUCAGAUACCACGAAUUUUGAUCGAUAUGUUAUUCUUAUUGGGUUUAAAAUGAUGUUAAAUCGAAACGUUUUACGCUAGGAUUAAACAUCUCCAAUGUAUCCGCCCCCUGAAGCUCCGAGAGUAGCAUAAUAUAGAUCCUCCUCCGCAAGAAUGACCAUUCGCCCAUCACCGGCAAAGUUGAAGUUCGCGGACGUCUUGCCGAGGAAGAUCUUUCCGAUGAGCUUUCCUGAUGGGUUCCACACCUGCACGCCAUCGCCGCAACCAGAGUAGACAUUGCCAUUACUAUCGCAGUGAAUGCCUACACGAUUGAGUGUGCUUUAUUAGUCUUGGGAUAUCUUAGGGGGAUAAGGUUUUCAUAACGUACCGUCUGGAACGCCGGUGUCGACGUAUGCAAACAGCUUACGAUUGUCCCAAGUCCCAUCUUCCUGGACAUCAAAACGAUAACUGCGGACGUAUUAGCUGCUAUUCAACUCGUUUUUAUCAGUCAUGAUUGCGUACAUGCUGGCAGGUUCGCUAAAAUUCCAACCCAAUACAACCUUAUUGGCCC
Molecule: messenger RNA, 1805 nt
Organism: Daldinia vernicosa
Lineage: Eukaryota; Fungi; Ascomycota; Sordariomycetes; Xylariales; Hypoxylaceae
Product: NAD(P)-binding protein
Exons: 1
Coding region: 263-1243 (326 amino acids)
Source: RefSeq, a predicted model, not a curated record